This is a messenger RNA of Actinia tenebrosa (Australian red waratah sea anemone), 1507 nucleotides long. Its product is annotated as G kinase-anchoring protein 1-A. Gene Ontology annotation, cellular component: Golgi apparatus. The record is from RefSeq and is a predicted model, not a curated record. Lineage: Eukaryota; Metazoa; Cnidaria; Anthozoa; Actiniaria; Actiniidae. Gene Ontology annotation, biological process: signal transduction.
UUUCAACCAAGACAAGAAAACUCAUCCCUAACAUUUUUAACGUUUUACACAAAAAAUUCUUUUAAAAAUGGCUAAAAAGGCAAACCCUUUGACUGAUUUACCAACAGCUUGUCGCUUUGCGGUUCUUAAAAUCAGUGAUGACAGCGAAGAAGAAGAAACAAAGCCGUUUGAUAAAAAAGGGGCGAAAAAUACGUCAUCAUCCAACACGGUUUCCUCUGGAGGGGCAGCUAAAAAAAAGAGAAACAAGAAAAAACGUCACAACAGAUCGAAAAACAGCCAGGGUAAUGAUAUAGAUACAGUAGCAUCUUCUGACAGCAUGCAAGUAACUAAAAAUGAUGAAGAAAAUGGAUGGGAGGUGUGGCAAAACAAAGAUGAGCAGUUUGUCAUGGACCAGUUUCAAAAAGAUUUACAGGCUGCCUUAGAAGAAAGCAAAUCUGUCAUUGGUCCUUCACCAUCUCAACAAGCUGGCAAUGAUCUAUCAUCUAACAAGAAGAAGAAGAAAGAAAAGACUAUAUCACUAGAUGAAUUUAUUAGUGGCAAUCUAGAUGAUGACACUAGAAAUCCUGUGGAGGCCAAUGGAAACUUAUCUGCUUUCACAGAAGAUUUACCUUCAUCGAUGUUUGGAUUAGAUGACUUUCAGAUGCAGGAUUCGCAUAGUACUAGUGUCACAUUCGUCACAAGUGUAUCAAAUGAGAAGCUGCCAAAAUCUAAAUCAAAAAAGAAAACUCAUGAUAAAACAGAGGAUGUUGAAAGUGGAUCAAAAUCAGAAGCAAAAAAGAUUAUCCCUGCAACACAAGAAGAAUCUAUGAAAGCAGAAAUGGUUCACGUCCAAGAAGAGCUUAGUAAGAAAGAUGAAACAGUGACCAAACUACAAAAGACUAUAGAGAAACAGAAAAUAUGGAUUAGUGACUUACAGAAAGAGUUGAUUCAAGUCAAAAAACGCAAUAAACAACUAUGUCACAUUCUAGCCCAAGGCGAAAUGAAAGAAAAAGCUGAUCUAUUAAUGCAGAUAGAAGAAUUGAAUGAAUUCAGGGAACAGGUAGUCGAACUACAUGCUGAAUUAGAACAAGAAAGAUCCAAAUCGUCCGCGCUUCGACAAGAGAUGAUAAAACACCAGGGCUCGCAUAGUAGAGCAAGACACAGCUCAACAUCAUGAUGAUUAAAGUACCCAUAAGAUCAAAUCAACUAAAGAUAAUUAUUUAUAUUUGCUAAGUCCAUAAAUAUUGAAUCGGUGUCAAGAAUGAUUUUUUAGGGCUCAUGUUGAAGUUUUGCUCUGGACCUGGCGAAGAGGCCAUUUGCAAAAACUCUUUUUAUUUUGAGGGACUAGGGCUUAGAGACGGGAGGGGGGGAGCAGAAGACAGUCAUCCUUGACCGCAUAUUACACUAAUUCACUUAGGCCCCGUCCACACGUAUCCGCAAAUUUUUGUAUCCGCAAAUUUUUUUUUUCGGAUACGAAAAUGUUCGCGUCCACACGCAGCGUAUUCGAAUCGUUUUCACUGUCCACAAC